Messenger RNA from Prionailurus viverrinus (fishing cat), 2261 nucleotides. RefSeq names its product UDP-glucuronosyltransferase 3A1-like. Gene Ontology annotation, molecular function: UDP-glycosyltransferase activity. The coding region runs from base 294 to 2012 and encodes 572 amino acids. The record is from RefSeq and is a predicted model, not a curated record. The transcript has 8 exons. NCBI's taxonomy places the organism in Eukaryota, Metazoa, Chordata, Mammalia, Carnivora, Felidae.
AGGGUUAAGGGGAUCUCACUAACCCCUCCUUCCUGCUGCUCCUGGUUAGGGAGGGUGAAGACAGAAUAGCCAGUGGAGCAAGCACCCAGAAGGAGGAGCAGAAGGGCCAGAAGCUACAAACAGAAGAGAAGACAGGAUCCACUUCUCACCUCUUCCCAAGCUGCCUGCCAGCGCAUUUCCUUGGCAGCCAGGGCAGCGCGUCUUCAGGGCUCACAGGUCGCUGUGCACGACUCGGAGAAGAGCACAGGGCUCUGGGCACUGGACCCGGCUCCGCAGCUGGUACAGGAGGGAACAUGGCGGGCCAGCGGGCACUGCUGCUAGCUGGCUUUCUUCUGUCUGGGUUCCUGCUCCCAGAGGCCGCCGAAAUUCUGACUGUAUCCUCACUGGGUGGAAGCCAUUAUCUACUGCUGGACCGGGUAUCUCAGAUUCUUCAAGAUCAUGGUCAUAAUGUCACCAUGCUUCUUUAUGGAGGAGAUUAUUUAAUCCCAAAAAAGAAGGAAAAUGCAUACCAAGUUAUCAGUUGGCUUCUACCUGAGCAUCAUGAAAAAGAAUUAAAGAAACAUUUUGAUUUCUAUAUUGAAGAAGCUUUGCAUGGCAGGUUAGAAAAAUAUCAGUCUGGGGAUUCUAAUAUUACCAUCACAAAGUUCCUUGUUUCAGGCAAUUUCUCAAAUGCAGACUAUAUAAAAUUUAAAGAAAAAAAUGGGCUAUAUUAUCAAUACCGAUGGACUCUGCUGCCAAGUUACUUCCACAGAGAAGCAUUUGACACCUUUGUAAAGUUAAUGGAACAACUGGGGAUUCAAUGCAGUGAUUUGCUAAGGAGAAGUGAUAUCAUGGAUUCUUUAAAAAAUGAGAACUUUGACCUGGUAUUUGUUGAAGCAUUUGACUUCUGUUCUUUCCUGGUUGCUGAGAAGCUUGGGAAGCCAUUUGUGUCAAUUCUUCCCACCCCAUUUGGCAGUGUGGACCUUGGGCUACCAAACCCGGUGUCUUAUGUUCCGGUGUUCCAUUCCUUGCUAACCGACCACAUGGACUUCUGGGGCAGAGUGAGGAAUUUUCUGAUGUUCUUGGACUUCUUCUUAAGGCAAUGGCGAAUCCAGUCUACAUUUGGCAACACCAUCAAGGAACAUUUCCCGGAAGGCUCUAGGCCGGUUUUGUCUCAUCUUCUAAAGAAAGCAGAGCUAUGGUUUGUUAACUCUGACUUUGCCCUUGAAUUUGCUAGGCCCCUGCUUCCCAACACUGUGUAUGUUGGAGGCUUAAUGGCCAGACCUGUUAAACCAGUACCACAAGAAUUUGAGAAUUUUAUCAGCAAGUUUGGAGACUCUGGUUUUGUUCUUGUGGCCCUGGGCUCCAUGGUGAGCACCUAUCAGUCCCAGGAAGUUCUCAUGGAGAUGAACAGUGCCUUUGCUCAUCUCUCCCAAGGGGUGAUAUGGAAGUGUAAGCCUUCUAAGUGGCCCACAGACGUCAAAUUGGCAGCAAAUGUGAAAAUCGUGGACUGGCUUCCUCAGAAUGACCUCUUGGCUCACCCACGAAUCCGUCUUUUUGUCACCCAUGGUGGGUUGAAUAGCAUAAUGGAGGCCAUCCAACAUGGUGUGCCCAUCGUGGGGAUUCCAGUCCUUGGAGACCAGCCUGAAAACAUGGUCCGAGUAGAAGCCAAGAAGUUUGGUGUCUCUAUCCAGUUAAAGCAGAUCAAGGCAGAGACAUUGGCUCUGAAGAUGAAGGAAGUCAUAGAAGACAAGAGGUACAAGUCAGCAGCGGUGGCCGCCAGCAUCAUCAGGCGCUCCCACCCCCUGACCCCUGCCCAGAGGCUGGUGGGCUGGACCGACCACAUCCUCCAGACAGGGGGUGCAGCCCACCUCAAGCCCCAUGCCCUGCAGCAGCCGUGGCAUGAGCAGUACCUGCUGGACGUCUUCUUGUUCCUGCUGGUGGUCACCCUGAGCACCCUGUGGCUCUGCGGGAAGCUGCUGGGUAUGGUGGCCAGGUGGUUGUGUGGGGCCAGGAAGCUGAAGAAGGCUUGAUGGGGGUGCAUCCUUGAUGGGUAUUUGAGAAGCCACUGGUUCUACAAAGUCUCCAACCAUAAAGGAAACCCCUAGUGUCUCCCUGUAUUCCACCUGAUGGUGGCACAUAAAUUGCUCUUCAAUGCUGCCUGUGUUUAAAAAUUCUUGGGACAUCUGGGUGGCUCAGCUGGUUAAGCGUCUGACUUCAGCUCAGGUCAUGAUCUUGCAGUUUGUGAGUUCGAGCCUCACUUUGGGCUCUGUGCUGACAGC